Molecule: messenger RNA, 399 nt
Organism: Zychaea mexicana
Lineage: Eukaryota; Fungi; Mucoromycota; Mucoromycetes; Mucorales; Lichtheimiaceae
Exons: 4
Coding region: 1-399 (132 amino acids)
Biological process (GO): carbohydrate metabolic process
Source: RefSeq, a predicted model, not a curated record
AUGAACGAUGGUUUCUUACUUCUGGACGACGAGCUGUUGAUCGACACGCUACAAAUUCGUAUGGUGCAUAUGCUAAUUCGCAAAGCAAUUCAUUGUUCCAUUGCCAUUGUUAAAUAUGCUGAAUUCUACUACCGUGCCAUUUCAAUGGGCAACAAGCAGUCAUCCGGGUCAUCUCUGUCAACCUCAACUGCUUUAGCUAGUUUGCUUCGAUGCUGCUGUCGGUACUGUGUACUGUACACACCUGGUACUGAAGGUUUUGCAAGCACGGCCUCUCACGCGUCCUUUGCUGCCGACGAAAUUUGGAUUACCAUCGAGAACCACACUGGCACCAAUGGAUCCUUUUCUGAUCAAUUUGACAGAGAUGCUGGCCUUAUGCAAGGCGUCAGCUAUCCCACCUGA